Micropterus dolomieu (smallmouth bass) is the source of this 1750-nucleotide messenger RNA. RefSeq lists its product as uncharacterized. The record is from RefSeq and is a predicted model, not a curated record. Lineage: Eukaryota; Metazoa; Chordata; Actinopteri; Centrarchiformes; Centrarchidae. The coding region runs from base 321 to 854 and encodes 177 amino acids. Gene Ontology annotation, cellular component: MLL1 complex; NURF complex. The transcript has 5 exons.
GAAGGGAGCAGCAGCCUUCUUGUUGCAUUCAUUGCGUGACCUGUCUGUCACCGGCGGCAAUGUAAUUUACCGCAGAUUAAACAUUAAUAGAACUAUGCAGUGGUCUGUUUAAGUGUUGUUUUUUCCAGGUAACGACCAACGACACAAGCGGUGGAAUAGCAGGUUUCUAGCUGCUCUGCUACAUGAGGAGGAGCACCAAACGCUACUUAGCUACACAGUUAGCAUCUUAGCAGCUGCUCCGGGUUCCUAAAGGUGUCAUCAAGAACCACUUAACGUUACAGAAUAUAUACACAGUCUGUGGUACUACAGAGAUCAGCAACAUGACCUCAGCUUCCACUAAAGUAGGUGAGAUCUUCUCUGCAGCUGGUGCUGCCUUCACCAAACUGGGAGAGCUCACCAUGCAGCUUCACCCAGUGGUAGACUCCAGUCCUGCAGGUUCCCAUGUUCCCCCCAGUGGUCCGACAAAGAGCACAGUGAAGAGGAAGCUGUAUGAAGAUGGAACUGUGCCCGCUUCCUCCGACGGGUCUAAGAAGGUCGUCAAGAAAGCCACUGCUACUGUUGCCAUGGUAACACCAGGCACUCCAACCGUCAUCUCUGUGCCCACAGCCCAGGUUGUCGUGGCAUCAGGAAUACAGGGUUCCACCUCCACCCAGCCCCCCCUGAAGAAACAGAAGACUGCAGAUGUGACCCUCAGUGCUCUGAAUGACUCAGAUGUUAACAGUGAUCUUGUGGACAUCGAGGGACUGGGUGAAGGAUCUAACUCCAAAAAGCUCAACAACUUUGAUCAAGAUAACCUGAACCUGGACUCAAGCCUCAUUAUGAAUCCCAGUGACCUUGCUCUGCUUUCCCGUUGACCUUUCAACUUCCUGUGGACCCGAUGGACAAAACUAUGAAAAUAAUACCAACGUUGUAAUAAAGUGGUUUGAGCCAGAUGAUGCUGACUACCCACUUUAGAGUAAUAUACUAGCACUGCAUAUUGUGGUGUAUCAUGCAAGACUCCUCUCCAAUCCAACGCAUCCCUUAUCCGUGAGACCAGCUGGUACUAUCACAAAUGUGUUUGGAUCACUUCAAGUUUUCAUUUGACAUUUUUAUUGUAGACCAUUUCUUCUCUUCCUCUGUGACUUAUGCUUUGUAGGAAUGGCCCGAAAAUCCUCCAUUUGAAAGGAAGAUUAAAUGCAGUGAAGAUCCUGUGUGAGAAACCAGAAAACAAACAGUACAGCAGAGAAAGUCAGCUGCAUGGACAAGAUGAAAUACUCCCCAUCCAGAUGCCCCCAUUUUUCAAAAAGACAGGGAUCAGAAAGCAUAUUUUGGACUGAAAAUGUAAGCAGGAAUGGGUACAGUUAUUUUUAAUGUGAAUUGUCUAAAUCCUCUCUCUCUCUCUCUCUCUCUCUCUCUCUCUCUCUCUCUCUCUCUCUCUCUCUCUCUCUCUCCAUAUAUGUGUGUGUAUAUAUGUAUAUAGUAUGCGUGUAUAUAUGUAUAUAAAAAAUGUUUAAGUCUUGGUAUCUUGUGAUAACAGAAUUUCUUGAGAAAAAUUGAUUUUUCUUGAUGACAGUUUUAUAAAACUAAGAUAUCAAAAUGGCAGAAACACAUGUGAAUUGAUAAGUAGGGUGGAAGCAACUUAUUUUAAAGUAUGUAAGUCGUAAUAAUUAAAGGGGCUAUUUGUAGUUUUUCAGUGUUAAAUCUGUUUUCAGUGUUAAAUUUGUAGUUUUUAAGUAUUAAAAUCACUUAUUAAAAAAUAAUUUUCACUGCC